AUUGAACGCGCUAACAAUAAAAGGUUAAUUUGUUUUCGCUCCACGUUCAUAUUUCAUGCAUCAACCUAUCUGAAUGACAUUGCUUGAAAUGAAUAAAAACCCCAAUAUCAAUUGAUUUGACGUCUGAUGAUGGAAUGACGUAUGUUUGAUGAAUGAAGUACAACACACUGUAGACUGAUUCAUGGAUCAAUCUAUAGAAGAUGUCAAGACUCUGACUAUUAGGGUGAUCGACCAUAUGUGUAAAAUCCCCUCAGACCAAGGAUAUAGUUCAAAUGAGUUCAAAUCAAUCAUUCACCUUUUCGACAGGAGUUUUUUUGCCAUCGAGAAUUCUAGAAACGUAGUGGAAGAUUAUCGCCUUUGGAUAGCUACAAAAGUGUUAUCUAGCGGUGAAUACCCCUACCGUCUUACUCAGAUCUUUACAAACUUGGGAGAAUAUUCCUUCGGAUCUCUGAGUGUUGGGAAAGAAUCCUACAAUGAACAGUACAUUGAAUUGCUAUCAUCAUUUCAGUUGACUCUGUGCAAUUAUCUUGAACUAAGUGAAUUACUGGCAGAGAAAAUGUCAAUGCAAGAUGCUUAUUUGAAGGAAAUAUAUCGUAUUCAUCAAGCCAUAUUGUCAUACGACGGAAUUUGUGCUGAAGAAAAGAAAAUCACGUUGGUGGUAGAAAUAGUUGUAAAAACCCUUUACAACAUGCUGCAACACGAAAGCCCAAUAAUAUGUUUUGCCUUCAAAAAGCAUAAUCUCAUAGAUAUUGUUACACAUUAUGCAAAGUCCACGAAUACUAAUUUGCAAAUAGCUUCUUAUCUAAGCUUAGCGUACAAUUAUAAUGAAGAAGAUCAGCUAAUACCUGGAGAUAACGAAAAUAUAAUUUUUUUGGUAAAUAUGCUCGCUUAUGCUCUUGAUAAACCCUCAACAAGGAUAUAUGGUUACUCAUGUGAAGAAAUCUUAAAAGGUUUGAGACUAUUGGCAUCUAGUGAUCAAAACAGACAGUUCAUAUGCCAGUCGGCUAUACUGCAAAGCAUCCAGUGCACUAUAAAAACACUGAAAGGAAAAGUAUUAGAAGAAGUUAUACUUUUUCUUUUGAAAUUAACACUCAACUCUGGAAUAAGAGACAGAAUAAGAAAAGACUUUGGGGUCGUAUUGAAGGAUUUAGACAUAUCUUUCAAAGCGGAAGAGUCUGAAACCUCAAACAACAUAAAGAAGGCACUUGAUAGCAUUUUAUGGCAGAUGAGUCAAGAUAAGAAUUCACUAGAUUAUGAAUCCAACUUAAAUUCUUCUACGCAACUUGAACAUUUAAUGAUAAGUUAUAGUCAUAAACAGAAAGAAAUUGCAAUAAAUCUUACAAAACAUUUAAAAGAAAAAGGAUAUAAGGUAUGGUUUGAUCAAGACAAUCUGAAAUAUGCUGCAAAUACAUUUAGAAGUAUGGCUGAAGCCAUAGAAAGAUCUUAUGCUGUAUGUAUUAUAUAUUCCGAAAAUUAUAAAAAUAGCGAAUAUGCUGAAAUGGAAGCAACAUAUGCAGUUUGUUUGAAAAAACUAAUUAUUUGUUUACGUGCACAACGUGACUACAAACCAAUGGGUUGGCUAGGUCUUAUAACUGCCCGAGAAAAUCGUAUUGACAUUUCUGGAAAGUAUCCAUUUGAUGAGUAUUUUUCUACUUUAUGUCGAAGAAUCGAUGAAUGCAUAAAAAUCAAAACGGACCAUUGUAGUUGAUCACUUGUUCAACUGGUAUUUUGAAAUGAUUUAAGUACUUUGUCAAUCUUUUAAAAUCAUGCAAUAUUAUUCAUUUGUUGGCUGCAAUCUUCUUCAUUAUUAUAACAAUAUGAAAGAAAUAUUUCUCGAUUUAAUCUUGACGUGAUUUCGGAAUGGACGAAAGAAUUUUACACUCCUGGCAACAAAUAACCUCUAAACAUAACUCACAGUGUGUAUAAUCAAAUUCAAACUUAAAACAAAUGUGAAGAUUGUAUGUUUUUGAUUUGAUUUUUUAAAUGACAUUGUAAACUACGUAUGUACACUGCAUACAUUUCAGUUAUCUCUAUGCAAGGAAUUAUGAGAGUGUACAGUUCCAUUUAUUUUAAAUCUUCUUGGUGGAAUGCUCAUGGUUUACUAGAUUUCAUUCUUUAUCUUUUAUUUACUUAUUGAAAUUUCUAUUUUACUGAUGAUUUCUUUCGAAAAAUUUCAUUACUUUGUUUAAAAAACAAAAUCAGCUUUCUUUAUCUUGGCUCAUCCAAGUAUCAUUGUUAAGCACCAGUGAAAAAGGUAUAUGUUACAUUGCAUUUAAUAGUGUUAUGUCUACAAAUAACAUAUUUUGAGAAUGAAGCAUAUUUGGAAGAAUUUUGUCAUGAUAAUGUAACUGUUGAAGUGUAACUUUUAUCCCAUAUUCUAAAUUAAACAGUUAUGGCUUAUAAAAAUUGAUCCGUUGAAUGUUGUUCAGUCCAAAAUUCUGUAAUGCUUCCAACUAAACAUUAAAUAUUUUGGUGAC
Molecule: messenger RNA, 2477 nt
Organism: Schistosoma guineensis
Lineage: Eukaryota; Metazoa; Platyhelminthes; Trematoda; Strigeidida; Schistosomatidae
Source: the annotation of a GenBank genome assembly